UUUAGUGAAAUUUCGUCAAUCGCAGCAUGUCGUGGCUACUUCAUCCAUGGCUAAUCUUCUUUGGUGCAUCCCUACUGGGGUUUGAAGGUUGUGAAGCUUUUUUUCUGAGGCAUACCCAGUCUGGAAAGUGUGUUUCUGCAGGGUAUUUAAUUUUGGAGAGUACUACUGCCACACGUUAUUGGGCUGAAUUGGUUGACGACUGUUUGUAUAAAAAUGCAUCAUUCCGUUACCUUCAGAGCGAACUUGUGCGUAAUAUUGCCACAGGAGGAAACCUUAUCACAUCUGGCGGAGAAAUAUACCGUAAACGUUUGUUCAUAUAUGUCGGCAAAAGUCUGGUGGGAAAAAAUUUUGAGAGCAGUCUUGUUUACCGUCUAAAACAAACCAAUGAUGGAUCACUAUAUUUUUACGACAAAGUGGCAAACUCGUGUUCUCAGCCUGAUGCCAGAAGAAAAUAUAUUGAUCAAAAAAAGAAUGGAUGCACAGGCACAGCGGAACAAAAGUUUACUUUUGGUUCAGUGACACAGUAUGGUACCAAAAUGAAUGAUGUUCAUUGUUCUCCAAAACAACAUAUGGUGGUUAAGAAUGCUCGUUAUGGAGACUUUAAUAACAAUGGUAUAUUUAAUGGCGAUCAAGCUGUAAGAUGA
Messenger RNA from Dendronephthya gigantea, 644 nucleotides. RefSeq lists its product as uncharacterized. Bases 27 to 644 code for a protein of 205 amino acids. The record is from RefSeq and is a predicted model, not a curated record. The transcript is spliced from 4 exons. Lineage: Eukaryota; Metazoa; Cnidaria; Anthozoa; Malacalcyonacea; Nephtheidae.